This is a messenger RNA of Hylaeus anthracinus, 12142 nucleotides long. RefSeq names its product protein turtle. Gene Ontology annotation, cellular component: axon; plasma membrane. Bases 15 to 4175 code for a protein of 1386 amino acids. Gene Ontology annotation, biological process: homophilic cell-cell adhesion; axon guidance; dendrite self-avoidance. Gene Ontology annotation, molecular function: cell-cell adhesion mediator activity. Lineage: Eukaryota; Metazoa; Arthropoda; Insecta; Hymenoptera; Colletidae. The transcript has 15 exons. The record is from RefSeq and is a predicted model, not a curated record.
AUGGGAGCGGGGGUAUGGGGGGCGGAGGAGGGCUACAAGCCACGGACCUCCGGCGAAGGCUCGAGUCCCGAUGUUCAGGAAGCACUCUUCCCCAAACCUCUCGUGCUGUAAGACACGAUGGCUCCUGCGCACCUCAGAGGAAUCCACGCGACCAGGAAGAAAGGGUUGACUUGCAAGCGACCCUCGCUUCCGGUCAGCCAACGUGUACAGGUCCCCGGCCGUGUAGGCGCCAGGAGGACGAAGAGAACGCAAACGAGAAAUAUGUGAGGCGCUCCAAAGGUGGAACCGGGCUUUUCGGUUCGCUAUACGGAAAGCUGCGGCUGUCCGUGGGGAGAAUUCUUAGCCACGAGGCCGAGGAGGAGAAUGGCGACAAUGGGAAGAGGCAUCGACUUCGAUGGUGUCGUAGGGACUUCCGGUGGAUCGCGGAUGUGGCGACGAGAACCCUGCUCAUCGGUAUCGUGCUUUUCGUCACGCCAGGUCUCUGUCACCAGGACGCGGUGCACAUUACGGCAAUUCUGGGGGAGAGCGUUGUCUUCAACUGUCACGUAGAGUUCCCCGGUGAGCACCCAGUGCCCUACGUUCUCCAAUGGGAGAAGAAGGUAGGCGACACGGGGCAGGAGAUACCGAUAUACAUAUGGUACGAGUCGUAUCCGACCCACAGUGGCGAGGGUUACGAAGGUCGAGUCUCGAAGGUGAGCCCCAAUUCACCGUACGGCGUGGCGAGCCUCAACCUGACCGACAUCCGCGAGACCGAUCAAGGAUGGUACGAGUGCAAGGUCGUCUUCCUCAACAGGUCGCCCAACAGUCACAAGAAUGGUACCUGGUUUCACCUGGACGUCCAUGAUUCGUUCGUGGCGUCGAGAACCGCACGAGGGGAUAAGAACGCGUGGUUUGUUUCCGCAGCACCGCCAAAGUUCAGCAUCACGCCGGAGGAGAUGAUCUACGUGAACGUGGGCGACGCGAUAAUAUUGAACUGCCAGGCUGAGGGCACGCCAACGCCUGAAAUCCUCUGGUACAAGGACGCGAAUCCAGUCGAGCCGUCGAGCACCAUUGGGAUAUUCAACGACGGCACCGAGCUCAGGAUCUCGACGAUCAAGAACGAGGACAUCGGGGAUUACACGUGCAUCGCCCGUAACGGAGAGGGACAGAUCAGUCACACUGCGCGUGUUAUUAUCGCUGGCGGAGCAGUGAUCACAGCGGCACCCACGAACCAAACGAAACUGGAGGGUGAAAAGGUGCAAUUCUCUUGCGAGGCGAAGGCUCUCCCAGGCAAUGUGACCGUGCGUUGGUUCCGCGAAGGCGCACCAGUCACGGAGGUCUCCGCUCUGGACACAAGGGUGUCCAUCAAGGCGGACGGCAGCCUCGUCAUCAAUCCCGUCAGCGCCGAUGACUCUGGCCAGUACCUCUGCGAAGUGACGAAUGGUAUCGGAGACCCGCAAAGCGCCAGUGCUUAUCUCAACGUGGAAUAUCCAGCAAAGGUGACUUUCACCCCAACUGUUCAAUACCUGCCCUUCCGUUUGGCAGGGGUGGUCCAGUGUUACAUAAAGGCCAACCCACCCCUUCAGUACGUGACCUGGACGAAGGACAAGCGGCUGCUCGAGCCUUAUCAGACGAAGGAUAUCGUCGUCAUGAACAAUGGCUCCCUGCUGUUUACACGGGUGAACGAGAAUCACCAAGGCAGAUACACGUGCACGCCCUACAACGCCCAGGGCACGCAGGGCAGCUCGGGUCCCAUGGAGGUCCUCGUGCGAAACCCACCUGUGUUCACCCUCGAGCCGGAUCCAGUUUAUCAGAAGAAGGUCGGAGAAACCGUCGAGAUGCACUGCGACGCUCAAGAGGCCGAGGGCACGCAAAAACCCACCCUGCAAUGGCACAGGAGGAACGGCAUGUCCAUACAGCGCAAUCGGGCGAAGAUCGUCGGUGGCAAUUUAACGAUCGAGAGCCUUCGACGAUCGGACUUCGGCUUCUACCAGUGCAUCGCGUCCAAUGAGGUGGCGACCAUAUCAGCCUCCACCCAGCUGAUAGUCGAGGGUACGCAACCACACGCCCCCUACAACGUCACUGGGACCGCGACAGAGUUCUCGGUCACGUUGUCCUGGCUGCCAGGGUACUCCGGCGGGCCUGACUACAAGCAAGACUACACCAUUUGGCACAGAGAAGCGGGCACCUCGGAAUGGGCGACGAUUCCCGUGACUCCUUCGGGUAGCACAACGGUGACGAUCAACAACCUGACACCAGGUACGCUGUACGAGUUCCAAGUAAUCGGGAAGAACGCCUUGGGCGAUGGGAUGCUGAGCAAAAGCAUCACCAUCAGGACGCUCGACGUGACACUGACACACUCAGCGACGCCAUCCUCGAGCGCCGGUCAAGCUGCAGCCACGGAUCAAAGCGACAUCUUAGAUUAUAAUACUCUCAUAUUACCGACCGAUUCCAUUGGAAACACAGUGUUCCCGCCAAUCAUCCGCCCGAAAGGACCGAAGCCAGGUCCGCCAAGGAACCUCACUGUGACGGAGGUCAGUAACGGUUUCCUGAUAACCUGGCAAGCUCCUCUCAAGUUCGAGCACCUCAUCAAGUACUACACCAUCAAGUAUAAAACGGACGGACCCUGGAAAACGCUCAACAAGGGACACAUCCGACCCGACGAAACCAGCUAUUUGGUAAAGAAUCUGGUCGGUGGUAGGACCUACUAUUUCCAAGUGUUCGCCAACUCGGUGACGAACUACGGCGCCAGCGAGCUGGUGAAAUUCCCGGUGCCGGCUCGCGUCAAGCACAAGGCGAUCACCGCGGGCGUCGUCGGUGGUAUACUCUUCUUCAUUGUCGCGAUCAUCCUCAGCAUAUGCGCGGUGAAGAUUUGCAAUAAGCGGAAGAGACGAAAACAGGAGAAAGAACUGCUUUCAGCGUAUAGUAUGGUGGCCUGCCGGGUCACCGACGCCAGGAACGGCGCAGGGCAGGGGCCCCAGGGAACAGUGCCUUUGAAAAAACCUAGAAAAAGCCGAGUACCAGGUCUAAAUCUCCUGCGGGAGAUCCUAACCCCCGACACGCCGGACUCGUGUCGCGGUCGGCCACUGGGUAAGAUCUCGCGCGCGGCCGACGGCCGUUUCGUCGUGGCGGACUCCGUGGUCAGCUCGGCGAACAACAGCAUCCUGGACGCAUCGAGCAGCGACGACGGGGGUUUCCUGCCCAAGCAGCGGCUCAAGUCCUCCUGGCGGCGGCCGCUGGUCGGCACCAGCCAGCUGAGCCUCAGGUCAGACGGCAGCGGGGUGUCCAUCAACGGCGGUUUGCCGUCCAUUCAUCACCUGGCGACGGUCAACUCGCUGGCGAGGAUCGCGCCAGCUAUCUGCACGAUAUCCUCGCCCAGGUUUCUGGCCAGCUCGCCCACAGGACCCCAAGUACCUUGGACGCCGCUGUACUUCAGCGAUCUCAGCUCUGUCAGGCAGCCAUCAUCCGGUGAACAUUCCUUCCCGACGCCGCCCGAUUACCUACAGCUGCGCACCAUGCACCAGCGAUACAGUCAGGAGCUGCCCUCGCUGAAUGCCAUCCACGCAGAGUCUAGGAGGUUCGUCCCUGUCCAACCUCUGGCCACCUCCUCGCCGCCCCAACCCGCCGGCAGACCCAGAGCCAGGCUUCCACCUAGGCACGCGAGGCACGCGAGAUCCGCGCCCGAGCUGGCCGCGUCCCCCGACCUGGAGACGUCCCCGGAGAGCAGAUCCAGCAGCUCUGGCUUCGGUAGCAAGAACACCUCGCAACAGAACCAGAGCUCCAGGAGCGGCAGCACGGUGGCCGAAUGGCGACCACCGCCGUACAGGCCACCGCCGCCGCCCCUGGUAGGCAGGUGGCUGGAGCUGCAGGACCAGGCCAAGGUGGGUCACACGCACAUCCAAAUGGCCGUGGACGCGGGCAGCGUCGACGGACAUUACGAGUUCGAUCCUGUCUCCUGCACCCCUACUCCAACGUCCGCCUCCACGCCUACCAGAGAGGAGAGGCCGCCUGUCCAUCAGAUCCACGCCAUCCACGUGCCACACAUUCACCAGGUGCAUACGGUCCAUCAUCAACCGCUUAGAUACACCAGGGACAACAUCGAGGCCAGGGUGCAGGCAAUGAAGGCGGAAUUCCAUCAAUUUAGACAACGGCAGGCGAGGAGGCGGCAGAGCGCGCACCUGGAGAGCGCGUGUUGACACUACUCUUCGCUAGCACUAGGCUCUGCACGCAUCCUUGGAUUUUCUCCCCAUUGUUCGAUUACACGACUCAGAUUCCCUGCUUCGUUUCGCUAUUUCCCUGGAAACGGUCACGUCGCGGAGGAUUACGUACGUUCGUUCGUCGACGACGGCACAGACGACGAAGACGCACGAUGAUUUCGCGGGGCUGGCGAAAGGCAUACAUGUCCGAACAAACCCAACAAAACCCUUUGACGCAUAACGCGGAAGUAGACCAACCGUUGAAGCACGAGGAUACGUCGGCGUCGUGGCGCGAUUCCGCCGUAGGCAACCUCAAGUCAAUUCCACUUCGGCUGGGCAACCAUCGCUACGGAAACGCUCUCGCGGGGAGCGUGGGCUCAGGAUACAUACGAUUCUCGACGAGAGAACCUAACGCAGUAGAAUUAUGUACAUUUAAGCGGACACGACGCGUCCAAGGUCCGAUUCGUCGACUCGAGGCGAGUCGCGUUCCAAGAAUCGACGGUUCGAGGAGAAUCCAGCGAACGGACGACUCCGACGAUGUGUUCGAAAAGCUCUAGGAUCGUCGACCUCCCGCCAACUACAGCGAUUUUUAGCGAUACUUGUAUUAUAAUAGCGGAGCCGAGAGCGAAAAGGACGACAAAGGAUGAGAGUUCACGGGAUGGAAAAAGUUCGUUCGGUGAAGUCAUCGCCUAGGUGCCGUUACGAUUCUAGGCGAUGGAGGGAAAGUGCGAAGAGGAUUCUCGAGCAUAACACCCGGCACGAUACUCUCCAAAGAAACUGUACCGUGCUCCGUUACACCUUUAACGAAACGUAUAAUGAAUUAACGAGCAAGAAAAUAAAGAAUUAAUAAUGAGAUACAAAACGACACGUAAGAUUAACCGUAAUCGUACACUGUAAGUGAUAAUUAACGAGAGAAAAGAAGAAAAAAGAAAAAUGAAUGCGAAAGCGAAGCAACAAAAAAAUAAAAAACAAACACGUAAGAUAAUCGAAGAUUUACUACACGCGUACACCGUACACACCGUCAUACAUACACGUACAGAGACACACGAACACGUAUACACAGGAGAAACUAAAUAAAUAAAAAACAAGUAAUUAUAACGAUGAGCAAAAUGGACUCGUGAAACGUGAUAUUAGGCCGAAGCUUGCCUCGAGAUUGCUUAAGGACUCACUCGUACUGCACUGCCUGUUUAGGGUUUCGCUAGCGACCCAACAUAUUAUCGGCACAAUAAUUUUUCUUAAGCAACGUAAACGUGAAAAAAAAAAAAUAAAGUAAAACUAAUCGUAAUGUUCUUUGAAUCUACGCGCGCGCCCACUCGGCCGGCCACGAGGCUCGCGUACACGCGCGUGCACGCCCACCCCCGCGACAUCUCGACACCCGCUCGCCCGUCUUUUCUACGUGUACAUACACUCGUGUACAUAUACAUCGCGCCAUCGGGGUUCAAAUCGCUCGGCGAGCGUCCAAGCUCGCUCUCGGCGAACCGUGCUCGGCGAACCGUGCUCGACGAACCGCCAAACGGAACGGCAGAGAUGUGCAAAAUGCCUCGUCAAAUGAUAGAUAAAAGGUGAAUCACUUUCGUCUCCUAUUCGUUCAAUACGACGAAAGUUAUCGUGUUUAUGGCAACUACUUUUACGUUCUUUCGAAUUUCCUGUUUGGGUUUUAAUAUUCGUGUGGAUUAGUCUCUAGGAGCACCUUAACGAUUUCGAGCUCAGCUAUUGAGUCCUCCUCGGACGACGCGGAUCCUCUGCAAUUGUUCGAUGUUAGCGAGUUGGUGGAAAUUUUAAGAGAAAAAGCAUAGGGGAAGUCUUUGUUUUAAAAGUAGAUCGUUGAACGAGUCAUGGAGAGAUUGCGUAAGACGAUUCCGGGUAGAGAUUACGCGACUGUGCAUGGUAUUUAAAAUAUUUCAAUUUUUUUCUCAGGUUUAUUCUAUUCUCAAAAAUAAAUUUUCCUAUGGAACUAUGUAAACUUGUUAAAAAAAUAUAAUUUUUCUCGUGUACCAAAUUUUAAUAGAGAGUGACUUGUAACUCGUGAUCCAGAAAUGGGGGGCUCGGGGCACCAAAAUUGCCACGAAAUUUUACUUCCUCUCUUAUAUAUACAUUAUUGCAAUCAGGAUUACGAAAUGAAAUUAUAACUCACGUUGAACGUAUAAAAGUUUAUCUUGACUCGAAUGAACAGUGUGGAUAUGUGCGACGUUUUUAUUCGUGAUAAAGUAUUGUCCAAAGUAAUAAAAUCGAAUCAAAUUUUGCCCAUCUCUGCGGAAGGGGGACAACCCUUUGUUUGGAUCGGGAAACGAAAUUGCGAAAAGAAGAGGCCGGCCCCCUCUCGAAAGAAUACACGCGAAUCGUGCACUCGCGUCGGGAGCAUCGCCGAUCGGCCCUGGUUCGUGCAAUUUAGGGGAAAAACAAAAGGAGUUACACACGCGCGUACACGUGCACUCGAUUCCCUUUCCACGCGAUUAAAAAACGAGAAUUAAUCCUAGUUUCACGCACUUACAAUCAGCGUUCGAAGGUAGACACAAAGUAUCACAAAGAUUUCAAGACGAAAAUGGUGAAAUUUACAUAUCUAAUUAAUUGAUUCCCUGAAAAUAAAAUUCAUAAUUUUCUCGAGUUCUUUGUCACAUUAAUUACAAAACACGAUGUGUUCACACAUUUGAUUUUUUACUCUAAGUUUCUGAGAGUUAUCGAACGAAUUCACUAUUUUUCAAUAGAUCAUUUUUGCACGGUGUUCUUUAAGUCUUGCGUGAAAAUUGAAUCGAGUACGCACAAGUUACACACGGACACGUAAAUCGACACGACACGCACACAAUACGGAGAGAACGAUAGAGAGCCAGAGAUAUACGGAUGAGUACAAGACACACGCGCAUAACACGAAUGGCGUUCUUCGAGACCCACCUAAUUCUCACCAAAACGCAUUGUAUUAAAUCAUCUUCGAGUCGAGAUCGAUGCACGCGAACGGCACGCAGAGCGUUCGAUUAGGAUAUACGGGCUAACUAACGACGUACCAGUCUUGGGCACAAUGUAAUCGAUCAUUCGUUAAUGCCAGUCUUGUGAUUUAUUGUCACAAAUCGUAGCAUCACAAAACGAUCAUUGCCCAAGUCUGUCACGUAGAACGAACGCGACCUACACGGACGAGAGAUCGUCCAUAUUCAUACCUUUCAGGCGUUCCGUGAAUAUUUUGGGAGCUUCUUUUCUGGCGUUUAACCGAAGAGAAAGAGAGACGAUCGAACGCUCUCGGUCCGCGGCGACGAGCAACGAUUUCCAGCUCUCGACGACUCAGCGUUUCACAUUAUUUUUUUCUUUUUUUUUAUAGUACAAACACUUAUUUAUACGUACGUAUUAUACAUACUUAUAUUAUAUAAAUAUUAGCAAGGGCUCUACUCACGAUUCAACUAUACUUCGACGCACAGUUACAAAAACCAAACGUGCGGUACGACGCGGACGAUCUAUAAUUUUCUGUUACAAUGUACAGUGAAUCGCAAAAUUAUUGACACGUUGACGAUAUAGUGUGAUAACAGUGCGCAAAAAUAAGAGAACAAGGACUUUCAUUUCGGAAAGAAUGAGCACUUUACUUUCUUUUUGUUUAUCGUGUCUUUCACGUGCAAGAAAUUGAUUACACUACAUGUAGGCUAAUAUGUACACAUAUCUAUACACUUGAAUUUUUGUUUAAAUUUAACGCCCCCACAAAUUUCAUGUUUUUGUCAUGCAAGUGACAAAUCGAAUGCUGCCAAUAUUCACAUAUCGUAUUUGUCUUGAAUAUUUAACAAUUUUGUAAAUCGCACACAACAGAGCGAAGUAUAUUUUAAUUUUUCAAAAUUCAUCGUUUUAUUCUGCGCAAUUUUAUCAAAUUGUACGUGCCGACAAUUUUCCGUCACAAUGCAUUCAAAUGCGUGCGCGCGCGCGAGUGUGUGUGUAAGUGCAUAAAUGUGUUUGUGUGUGUGUGCAAGGUCGUUGUGUGUGAGAGCCGAGAGACUGAGAAUCGUAGCGGAAAAGACAGGCGAAAUAACACGAACGAGAACCAGAGAUGGGCAAAAUUCUUAUCCCGAAUAACGAUUAAAAGAUGUACAACUUUUUAUUCCUGAAUAAAAACCUUGAAUUUAAAUUCUACAAUUGUAUUUCGCGUUGAAAAUCUUAUUCGUAUAACCGUACGAUCGAAUAAACGUGGCGAAUAUAUCGCCAUUUGAUUUUAUUCGUCGUCUACCGUUCGAAUAAAAUUUUGCCCAGUCUCUGACGUGAACAUACGCGAGGAAGAAUGCCGUGCGCGUGUGACUAACGUUCAAAGACGAAAUCGCGUGAAAUACUCGCGAAUAUACUCGAGGAGAGGUUAGAGCAAUGAUACGGAAUGAAAUAAAUAAAUAAAUAAAUAAAUAAAUAAAUAAAUAAAUAAAUAAAUAAAUAAAUAAAUAAAUAAAUAAAUAAAAACACUAAACGGAGGCGACGCGAAAGAGUACCAAUAUUCUAAAGUAAUUCUAAUGAUUGACUUAAUAAUUUGAUAAUUAAUUGAUAUUGUAAAUCGUAAACGACUCGUAGCGUGUAGCGUAUUAAUCAACGAUAAACGACGAACGCGGCGACGAUUAAUUCCAUUUAAAAUUAAUUAAUUAAUCACCCGGGGAUUUGCGAGAGCAACGGAGAACUGUGAAGCUGGCGCGCGAUCAUGCGAUCAACGAAACGUCGCGAUCGAUCGCGUCGCUGGUUGUAUCAUAAUAAUAAUCGUGUUGUAGGCACCGGGGACGGGCGAAAUUCUCAAUCUAAAUAAAAAUCGCGAGUAACGAAUAAAAGAUACAACACGUUUCGUUCGUUACCGAAUGAAUUCUAGAAUCUGAAUUGUAAAAUGAACGAAUAACAUACCUUCGGUCGUAUAAACCUCGCGAAUAAAUAGUUAUUCGUUUGUAUUAUUCGAAUCAAAUUUUGCCCGUCUCCAGCGUCCGAUCUACGUGUCCACGUUUGGCGUCGUCGAGACGCUCGACACCACCACAAAAGAAAAAUAAAUAACGAAGGAACAGUCAAUCUCGAUCGAUAAAUCUUUUUGUACGUCGAACGGCCGCGAUCGAAUCGAAAUCACCUAGCUGCUUCCACUGAUCGAGCGCGACGAGCAUAAACGUUGUCACGUAGAAAGUCGAGAGGGACGUUAACAACCCUUUUAAGAAAAGGAGGAAGAUCGAGAACCGUCGAUCGUCAGACCUGUCUAGACGCCCGUCGAAACGAAGACGAGAAUACGAGCGUGAGAGGAGGAAACCAACCAAUCGAUAUAGGUAUAUAAGUAACGUGUAGAUAUAUCAUAGUUAGAUACAACGAUCUCAAAAGGACGCGCUGAGAGUGAACGAUCGCUGAGAUCGAAGAGAGUACGGAUAAUAAAAUGCAUCUCCGAUGCGCCGGCACGAAUGGCUCAAAAGUCUUGCUCGAAACCGCAAAGAGAGAUUUAGCGAGAAAUAUAUAUAUAUAUAUAUAAAUAUGUAUGUAUACGCGUACAGUAAGUUCUCGAUUCACGUGAUUAAUUCAUACGAACCACCUGAAACCAGGUGUGUAUGAUUUGGUACACAAUCUCGAUUUAAGUAUUUAAAUUGAAUGGAUCUAUUUGUACUCUUCUAUGGAAAGAAACAUUGAAGAAGUUUAUUGAAUAUACGAGUACAUAUGUUAAAUAAAUCUUUCGAUCACCUCGCAGUACAUUUGGUACCCCAAAUGUUAUGAUCUCCUAUAUUGCAGGUAUUCCAAAAAUUUAAUUUACACGAUAGCAAAUGUGUCUAAAGACAAAUAUGCGAGCAUUUAAAAAUUCAUGUAACUCGAGGACUCACCGUACAUUCGUUGCAAAAUCUCUGUAUACACACACAUAUAUAUAUAUAUGUAUAUAUAAAUAUACUGUACGUGUGUAUAUAGAGAUCGAGACGAAGGAUCCGUUAUAGAAGGAGAGAAUGGACAAUGGUUUCGCGCGAUCGCGUGUUAAGUGAAUGAUAUGGUUGAAUCGUGAAUUCGUUCGUGUAACGUUCAUCAACAAUCAUUAUCGAUAACUUCGUUUCACGUCUAUUCCUUUCGUUCCUAAACACCCUUCUUCUUCCCUGAUCCCUGCCCCCCCCUCCCCCCUCCCCCCUCAACUUUCCACUUCGUCUGUUUCUGCUUCUAUUACAUUUCCCUCGAUUCCAUUUGCGAUCUCCGUUUUCUUCCACUUUUUCUGAUUCUUCUCCGUCUACCUCGAAUCAUCGUCACGGCUUUCUUUGCGUUCGCGAUUUACACACCUUCGUCGCGUUAUUUAUUUAGAUAUUCGAGCGAGUACGAGCGUACUCCGCCGGAUUGUGAACGAAAUUAAUUUAGGUAUUCGCUCUUUACGUACCUGAAAGCCAUCUGGCAUAGCGUAUUUUUCAGAGUCGCGAGUGAAAUUCUCAUCCAAUGUAGCUUGAACGUUCGCAGGAAACACCGUGCGCGCGCGCAACCUGCGAGCAGCGUUGAGUAAAGUUUCACUGCGAUUGCUUCGUGAUAGACUACAAAUUAUAAACAUUUGUUUGAUGCUAGUAUGGAGAAAGCAUAUGAAAAGUGUGUGCAGUGGGUAUUUCCGUAAAUUGAUAUAACGAUAUUAAUGGUUCUGCUCGCGUAAAAUCUGCAAUAACGAUAAUUGUAAUUAAUUAUUAAUGGAAGUUUUGAAAGAUUGUAAACUAUCGAGUUACGAUUGUAGAUCACACGUGUGUGCUAUUAUUACAUAUUAAUCUAAACGUAUACACUUACACAAAGCAAGACAUUAAUAUUGUUAUAUAUGUAUUAAUUCGUGUGAUGCACUUUCUGUACGAUUUCCAUGUUAGCAUAUGUUAUGGAUGUUUAUAAUUCGCAGUUUAGUGGUCACAGAGCGAUCGUUGCCCAACACUGCUGCGAAGGGGCAAAAGAGAUGAUCGACGAUCGGUAGGGAUCGCGCGAGAGUGGAUCGAUCGAUUCCCAUAACGAUUACGUUUUUUGACAUUUUCGUGAAUUGUUCGUCUCGUCGGUUAGAGUUGCAUCGCGUGAACACUCGCGGGAAUUUUCAGGAAUUUUUAUUUCAAUAAAUUGUUAAUGUUAUACGGUAGUAUUUUUCAAUCAAUUAUUAUUGGGAAUGAUUCAAGUAUAGCCCCACUCUGUGUUCAACCAAAUGGCUCUCGACUUUCCACUUUCUGUAAUUAUUUAGCUUUCGUGGGGCAAAGCGACUUUCGAACUGUGGUCCCUGCCAUAAUUUUUUGAGGCGUUCACGCGCGCAACAGACACGAUUAAUUUCCUUUAAGUUUCGCCCACCGUGAAAUCGCUUCGACUACACACCUACACCUAACCACAGGUACACAGACACACUUACACACACGCAUACACGCAGCAACGUUCUUCUGUACCGUCUGUCCUCGCUAUUUUUCGCUUGUCGUCCCCUUUCGUCCUGUACGCGCGACACGAAACCAAGUAACAAACAAAUAAUAAAAGGGAAAGAACCAACGUUCACUACAGAGACGCGUUUUCGUUACAUUCUUUUCGUUCUUCCUUUUCGGUAAAAAAACAAAAAAAAAACAAAAAUUUCGCGAGUGCUCGCUGUUCACUAUCCCUGUUCCCGCCAUUUUUCACCGUUUCAUUGAUCGACCUAUGCUUUUUCUCGCGAACCUCUCCCCACGAGAACAACUCCAAGACGUAACUAACCUAGGACAAAUUGUAGACAAUUUAUUAUCAAAUAAAAUGAAAAAUAAAGCGACAUUUGAAAGGAAAUAAAAUAAAUGGGUGUGGGGUGUGUCUGUGUAUGGGAUCACAUCAACGUUCAACUCCAAUUCCCCUCUAGAUGUGUCGGGCGACUCGCGAACCACGCCGACUCCAUCGUUGAGCAUAAUGUGCGCCAUGAUUAUCGCUAGAACUAUCAAGCUAAUCAAUUUUAUCAUUUUUUUUUAACUUUCCUUUUAAAUUACUCUAUUAUAACAAUGCUCUAGCCUCGAUAUUUGGAGGCAAUUUCUGAAAAGUGGUGCUAAUUAAUUAAUUAAUCAAUU